AUGGAGAGCGACACUCGUAAAGGAAGAAAGAGGGAAUCUAGUAUGGGAAAAAAGCAAGAUAGUGAAGGUAUGUUGUUGACGGAGUUGAAUACACGAAUGGCGUUUAUAGAGGGUGAUAAGGAAGGCAAAGCUAUGAAAUCUAUUGAUAAGGUAAAG
Messenger RNA from Dovyalis caffra, 156 nucleotides. Lineage: Eukaryota; Viridiplantae; Streptophyta; Magnoliopsida; Malpighiales; Salicaceae. The record is from the annotation of a GenBank genome assembly.